Adineta ricciae is the source of this 975-nucleotide messenger RNA. Lineage: Eukaryota; Metazoa; Rotifera; Eurotatoria; Adinetida; Adinetidae. The record is from the annotation of a GenBank genome assembly.
AUGUCGUUUCACAAUCAAUCUGAGAUGCAAAUACUAUUAAAGCCAAGUGAUACUGUCGUCAUGCUAGCAAAGCUUCAACUAGUUAUCAAUCAUUCUGCGCCAGUGUUUCUUAUUUUCGGUACUUUUGGGUUUCUUGGCAAUUGUUUUACAUUUCUCCACCCGAUAAUUCGUACGAAUACUUGCUCAAUUUACUUAUUAUGCGGCACAAUCAGUGAUGAACUCGACCUUCUUCUUAAUCUCCUACCAAAUUAUCUUACUCUCUUUGGCUAUACCAUUCCGUAUGUGGCAACAUCAUCUUCAAUGUGUAAAUUUGUUAUGUUUAUUCAUACAUUUCUACCUCAACUGUCAGUUAGCUUCUUAAUUCUCGCUCUGAUUGAUCGAUUUGCUUGUUCAUGUGAUUUAACAUCCAAAUGGCGUCAAAUCAAUAGCCUAAAAAUAGUUCCUUGGAUGAUUGGAUUAACAAUACUCUAUAGCCUACUUAUCGGCAUUCAAGCAAUAUUUUUCUAUGAUGUUACUCCACCGUUUGCAUUAUACUGUAUACCUACACAAUCGUUUUUGUGUAGUGUGCUGUACAUUAUAACGAGCACAUGUGUUCAAGUGUCGCUUCUCUCACUUUUUGUGUUACUCAUCUUUCGAAAUGUGACGCGUAGUCGAAAGCGGGUGAAUGUUGCAGCAUCUGGUCGAAUGAAUCGGCAGUUUAUUCGUACAACCGUUGUGCAGGUGUUUGUAACUAGUUUCUUAUCAAUUCAGUGGAUAGUACUCUAUUCUUUCGUCAUUAUCAAUAGAGAAGAUAGUUUCAAUGUGUCUUGGGAACGAAUCUCGAUCAUUAACUUCAUAUUUACUUUAGGUUAUCACGUAUUCUAUAUUAAUAGCGUUAAAUCUUUCUAUGUGAGCACUUUAUCCUCAGCGUUAUAUCGCAAAACUUUCCGAAUGGCAAUCAAAAAAGCUUUUACCAUAAAAUACGGUGAUCAGUGA